CAAAGAGAACAACAAACUUUGCGAAUGGUGUUGUGAAAAUGUGAAAACGCCCAUUAAACACAAAAUGCAUUCCACCCAGGCACGCAAUAAGAUCUUCAAGAGUUGGUCGGGCAUCAGCGAGGUGUCCAUCAUCAAGGAAGUGGCCACAAAAGGCGAACACAUCGAUCUGUGCAUGGAGUACUGGGCUGCCAAGCAGAAGAUUCCCGUCUCCGAGUACCGUCACUACUUCUACGACGUCGUCGACGCCUAUGUGCGUCGCCUGCUCUCCGAGCGUCUCGUCUGCAAGGCGGACAAUGUGCUGCACAAUGUGGAACGUGAUGUGAAGUGUUUCUUCUAUCAAUAUGCCUGUGAAUGCAAUGAUGCGGAUCUCAGUGAAUUUGUGCUCGAUCAUCUGCGCUGCCGUGAUCCGCAGCUGUUUGAGCAGGAGCAAACAGUGCUGGAAUACUACUGGUCAUUGGUGAAACAGCUGCGCGAAUGCAGCGAUCUCUUGAACAAACAUAAAUCAACUUUGCCACGCGUUCACAUCGAGGCGCUGAUGACGCUGCCCGAGCACACGCUGCAGCUGCUGCUCGUGGAACUCUACUUUGCCAAUCACAACGAUGAGUUGUUGCCGGAGCUGAAGAAGCAGCUGGUCUGGCAGUAUCUGGUGGACACUGCUCAGCUGGACAGAUUGCGUCGCUGGUGCUGGUGUCAGGAUGCAGACGACACUGUGGAAUUAAAGCCCUUGGAGCAAGCUUAUGCGGUGUGGAGACUCGAACCUGCCAUGUACGAGUAUGCGCUGGAACACUUGGAGCAACCAUGCGAACCACUACGCAAUUAUUUUGCACAAGCUGGAUACUUCUUUGCAGCCGAAGCGGCGGAUGUGUCGACGGUGCUGCGUCGCCUGUGCACCAUGCAGUGCCUGGAUCAGCACAAGGAGCUCAUCUGUCGCCUGCCAAUGGCACGCCAUCUGCUCGAACGUGGCUAUUACUCGCUGCUGCUUCUGGAUUGCGUACCCGUGAGUGCUUUGGAGCAGCUGGCUGGCGACAACGAGCCUUUGCUGACGCUGCUCAUCGAACUGAAGACUCAUGAUCCCACAGAGCGUGAGGGAUUCGAGCUGUUGUCCAAGAGUGUGCAGAGCUAUUUGGAGCGCACGCACAAUGCCGCCGAAUCGCUGCAGGAGCAGCCGCUGCUCACGUUCUUUGACUUUCUGUGCCACGAGCCCAGCGUGCUGGGGCUCGAGGGUUUCCUCUCCUCCAGCAAUCUCAGUCGCGUGCCCUAUUUGAAGUCGCUGAUGUCACGCUUCGAGCGUCAUGUGCCCGGCAAUGCUGCGGCAGUUUUGCCCAGCCCUCACGAUCUGUUUAACAAGUUCAAGCACGUGAAUCUGGAUGCCUUGGCUGCUGCACAUCCAGGUGAGCUGAUCAGCUUUUCGAAUGCACGCCUUAGUCAACGCUAUGCGAGGAAAGCGCAGCUGAAUUACACGCAUUAUCUGAAGCAACAGCGCAGCGCUUAUGCUGUGUACUAUUUUCUGAUGGAGCAACUGCAGCUUUAUGGCCAGAUCACACGCACUCAGCUGUUCCAUGCCUGCGAGACGGCCACGCAGUUGGCACUGCAGCAUGCUGGCGACGAGGAGCUGGUCACGCAUUGUGUGGCUUGCUGUGAAAUGCUGGAUUUCGAUACGCAAACGUUGCGCAGUUUUCUGCACUUGCAACGCCGCUUGCCGGCAACGAGCUCGGCCAGCAGCUACACGGAGCAACUACAGCAUUGGGAUAGAGCCUUGGUGCACGAGCUACAGCAGCAGUCAGCAGAGUUUCCACUGGAAUCGUACACAGCACUGAUGCGUUUGGCUGCGCGUAAUCUGCAGGGUAAAUGGCCAACGGCAAUGCUGCAACAUUUUGCGGCAAGCAACGAGUGGUGGCAACUGCUGUUGCUCUUCCAGUACUUUGAUCUGCCGCUCAGCGAACUACAGCAGCUACUGCCGCACUUCAAAUGCCGUGCUCUUGGCGUGCACAUGCUGCGCGCCCUCAGCUACGAUUGCAGCCAUGAGCGGCAACACAAACGCGCCGCCAAUCGACAGACGCGACGCGGCGAUGGACAAACCAAUUCGUCGCAAGACAAUAUGACUAACUCGUCACACAGCUCGGGCUUAGAUGCGAAUCUGCAGCAAUUGCAGCGCGAUUCGGGGCAAUCCAUGUGCAGUCUGCUCACCCAUAAUGCUCAGCAGGAUGUGUUUGCCAUUGUGCUGUGCAGCAGCAACAAUUUGCCCGACGAAUGCAUCGGCAGCACAGCCAACUUUGUUGAGCUGAUGCAGAGCAGCGGUCAGCAUUGCACCAGCAUCAAUCUGCUGAAGCACUGCGUCCGCCAUCAAAUGCCUAUUCUGGCUGUGCUGGCGGCAACGCUCAGCGACCAGAAUCGCGAUUGGUGCUGGCUCGUUUGGUUGGCGGUAGCCAGCGGCCAGUGGACGCAACUGCUGCUGGAAGCGAGCAGAUCGAGGGAGCAAGAGCAAGAGGAGUACGUUUGGUCACUCAUACGCAACGUGGUCAAGGAGGGGCAGGUGAAUGCGCUGCUGCACAGCUUUUGCAUCUUUCAGCCGGACUGCAAAUUCGUGCAUCUGUGUCGCUUCUUGCAACUCACCGCGCAGCAUCAGGAUUUCAGUGACGCCACCAUUGUGGAGCUGCGUUACUUUCUGUGCAGCUGGAGCCAGGAUGCAGUUCAGCUGCCACUCUGCGCUCCACUUGCACGCAAGCAGUUGAUGCAACGCUGCAUUGGCCUGUUGCUGUUGCAGUUGCAAUGCAACUUUGACUGCAGCAUGCAACAGCAAAAGUUUCUCGAGUGCAUCUGUCGCUCCGAUGUGGGCGACAUUUGCGAUCUGCUCGACUUUUGCCUGCUGCAUCGCAUUUUCGGUGUGGCCGCCACUUGGAUACGCCAGCUGGGCAUUGACUACGAGCUGCUGGUGCGCAGAGACAGCGCCGAAUACAAGCGUCUGGUGGAUGCGCUGACCGAGGCCAAGGCCUACGAGGAGGCACUGCAGCUGGCAGCGCUGUUGCAGCUGCCGCUGGCCGACAUUGUGUAUGCCAAGUGGCUGGCAGAGCUGGAGGCCGGGCAGCUCCAUCAGCAUGCUGAGUACGAGCGAGAGAUUGAGCAGCAUGCUCUGCCUCCGGCCAUAUUGGUGAACUUCUUGCUGCAAGCUGCUGCCCAGCAACCGGAGGAAAAUCUGCGACGUCGCUACGAGCUGCUGCAGAGUGCGCUGGGUGUGAUCAAGCAGCAUCAUUUGUUUCCCAACGAAAGCUUCGAUCGGGAUCAAAUCGAAUACGACAUGGUCAUGUGCUACGUGCAGCUGGAGCUGGAGCAGGAGACGGAACCAGUGACGAUUUAUCACUCAGAGUACUUUGAGCAGAUUAUGCGACAGGAGCGUUGUGUGCUCUACAAAUCCUUCUCAGAGCUGAAAGAGUUGGCGGGCAUCGAUGAUCUCAGCAUUGCAAACAAGUCGCAGUUGACGCCAGAGAUGGAGCAGCGUUUGGAUGGAUUGCUACAACUGCUGCUCGACGAGGGCGACAUUGUGGAGGCACUGCGUCUGCAAGAGCUCUUCGAGUUUCGUCCGAAUGACUUGCGCUUCAUUGUGUUUGCCAUGGCGCUGGCCGAGGGCAUGACCAGCAUCGUCAAUCUGUCCAGCAAGGAGCGUCAAUUGCUCAGCGACAUUGAGAAGAGCACAUUCCCGAAAUUCAAUCGUCUGACACUCAAUCAGAAUCCGCUGGGCAGAUGCAGCAGCGAUUUGUCCGCCAGCUGUUCCACGCUAGAGUUUGAGGAGAUACCUUCUAAGGAGAAGCAGCAAACCCUGGACACGCUGCUCGGCAUUGGGUCCAAGCUGAAACAUGGCGUAGAGCUGGGCAGGCGCAUUGUCCUAGCCUAUCGCGCAGCCAUGUAUCUGGAUAAGGAGUAUCUAGAUGUGUUGCGCACCAAGGAUGCCAGUGUGCUGCUGCGGAGCGCCGCUGAGGAGGAUUGUCUGCAGCGUCUGUUGGUGGUCAGCGAUAUAUACAUUUCCACACGACUCACGCCCAAAGAGAUUGCCGACUCCUUGGCGCUGGAGCUGACCACUUGCAUUGUGCGGCCGAGAUUCUACAUAUUCCAUGCCAGCCAACAGCCACGGAAUGCGCCGCGGAACGCAGAUCUCUGGGGUCACAGCAUCGACAAAGAUUUCCAUUUGUUCCUAGAGCUGACGCCAAACACAACGAUGCUGGGCAACUGUCUGCUGGAGUACUGUGAUGCUUUGAAGGCUUAUCGUCGUUACCAGGAUAAGAAACCCUUCGAACCCAGCGAUGCCUUUGAGCGUCUGUCGGGCAUCAUUACACUCUAUGGAUUGCCUAACGUUGCCAACAGCAGCAGCAGCAAUGCGCCUGGCUCGCCAGCUAUUCCCCAAGUGUUGUCUCACAAGAAGCAGAAUCAGAUCUAUGUGGAGCUGCUGAUCAAAGCGAAUCUGUGCUUUGUGCACGAGUGCUCCAUGGAGGGCAUUGCCAGUGUGCUGGAGCGUGCCAAGCAUCUCAAUGGACAGUUAGCCAAGGCAAAGUCGUGGUCACUGAUUGUCCGAUUGCUGAUUGGCAUCGCACGCUAUCGCGAGAUGUUCUAUUGCUUCGAUUCGCUCAUCGAGAACGAGCAGUUUGAGUCGCUGUUGGGACAAUUCGAUGACGAUCAGAAGAGCGGAUUACGUCAGGCGAUUUUGGCCUAUUUGCGUGAGUACAAUCCUAAGAAUGGCAAGGAGCUUUUGCGCCUCGCAGCCCAUCACUUUCUCAUGUACAAAGAGCUGGCCGAGAUGUGGUCAGGAGAAGCACAGGAUGUGCUGGCAACCAUCAGCUCUGCUGCAGCCGAUCAAGGCAGGUUAAGAUGCUCCCAGGGCUUGCAGCAAUUGUUGCAGCAGGCGCUGGAGAACUACACGCAUGCCACGGAGAAUUAUCUGCUGGACAACAAACUGAUUCUCGCCCAGCAGAGUGUCGCACGUGCCGAGCUGAUGGCCAUGCAGCUGGAUCUGUGCAACAAGGCGCUUGAGAAGCGUGGUGGAUCAAGCAGCGGCAGCAAUCAAGCGGUGCCUUUCUGCGUCAGCGUUAUUGGCGUGCAAACAAGGGAACAAUUCCGCGAACUGGUCAACCAGCAAUUGAGUGUGCCACAAACUUUGAUAUUGAGUCGAGCCUAUGGGUAUGAUGUCAACUGGAGUGAUGCGCUUCUAACGCAAUUUGUGGUACUGCAGCGACGCAACUAUCUGCAGGAAUAUCUCUGCCAUCUGCGCAUCAACGACAAUGUCAUUGAGCAGGUGGCCAAGGGAUACAUACUUUAUACGCAGCAUAAUGCACCCACUGGCCAGCAGCAGGAAUCUCUAGGACAACUGGUGGAACACAUACGUUCCGUCACCCUCAAAUACAAAUUGGCUUCGAUAUUGGGCCUUAAAUUGAUUGUCAUGUCGCUUAUCAAUGAGCAAACUGUGCACUAUCUACGUGAUACGAAUUACGGGCGCAACGAGCCUCACAAUGUUGCGAAUAUGUGACACAUAAUAUGUGAUUUUUUAUUAUAUACUAAAUAUGUACUGAUUGUAAUG
Molecule: messenger RNA, 5563 nt
Organism: Drosophila albomicans
Lineage: Eukaryota; Metazoa; Arthropoda; Insecta; Diptera; Drosophilidae
Product: spatacsin
Exons: 5
Coding region: 65-5512 (1815 amino acids)
Biological process (GO): axo-dendritic transport; axon extension; synaptic vesicle transport
Cellular component (GO): synapse; dendrite; axon
Source: RefSeq, a predicted model, not a curated record